AUGAGUGAAGAAACUGGAAUAGAGGACUUUGGCGUCGCUCUAGUGCCUAUGCAACUGGAUGCCUUCGUCCUCAAUCCAGCUGUAUGCGGAACGGGCAGUGAUCAAGAUACUACCGCGCGCAUCUGUCCCAUCACUCAGCCCAACUACACCUUCCUGAGGCUUGACAGCUUCCUACUCCAAAGCGAUGUACAGAAUCACGUCGCUCUGCACAAUACCGCCCCAGCGUCUAUCAACUCACGAUUGACCGACCUAGGCGGUCGUCCGGACCCCAAACCGCUCCGCCAUCGUCAUGGCGUCUAUGUCCACUGGACACUCCCCCGGUUCUACAGAUCGGGAGUUUCUUCAACAGGCUCUGUACCAGAGUCUAGAAAAAGAGCAGAGAGAAAGCGACGAGGUCUCGAUACCGCGUCCACUACGACCAGUGACGCUCCUCAUCAAACUCCCGACUUUCUGCAGCCGCCAACUCGCUGGAUUGUCAUCAGAAAGCUUGAGUUGGAUAGUAUCCAGCCUUCCAGCGCGAAAGACGCUUUCAAGGACCGCGAGUACGAGGCUUGGGUCGUUGAGAGCGAUUAUGUCUGGUCCUUGGAAGAUAUCCCCAUCCAGACUGACCUUCAGACUGAUCUAGCUCCCUUUGUGCUUGGCCAUGCUGGCACUGAUGUCAACAUCAACGAGCAAGCCGAGGUCUUCAUCGGGCGCAAGACGCCACUUGCAGAGUGGACUGAGAAUCCAAACCCGUCUGUUGAACCUCCAGAUAUCAGUCUGCUUCGAAGUGGAAACCAGCUUUUUGCCGACUUCCAGAUGCACAAUGCCAACGUUUUCAGCAUCUUGGAUAACUUCGAAUACGGUGAUAAAGCAGAUCCAUCGUAUCUUGACUACGCCAAGGCAAGCUACUACGUCCUUGGAUGGCAUUGGAAAGACACGGUUGAUCCUCUCUGGAAAGCGGGUACCGACUUCACUCAUGCAGAGAACCUGCAGUCGUUCUUCAUGACCCUUCAAGGAACAGAUCAAGCAAAUCCUGACCCAUGGAUGGAUCUCAAGAGUCAUAUCCGUAUCCUUUGCCACGGCUGCAUGUACGAAGUAGCCUGGGACCACGAGAACAAACCCAAGACAGUACCAGCCGACGGCUUCAAUGAUCGUCUGCGCGAUCAGAAACAAGCUGCAGUCGCGGUAGGAACAACCCCAAUGGAUGCGUUGCUCGCUUACUGCCACGCACGCGGUGACAACAGCGGUAAUUCAGAGGACGUCGCUAAACUGGAGGAAGAUAUUCUCGCUCUUGAAUCUCUCCUGCAAGCCCGCGACGAUGGUGUCGAGGGUCAAAGAGAAGCCAAAGACUCAGUCUACAACUGGUCCUAUGAUCGUUCCCCGGGUGGCACGCGAUAUUUCUUCGCUGAAGCUGAUGACAAGAGCACAAAUCAGCCCAAGGAGCCUGAGCCAGCAGCUAUUCAGAGGAUCAAUGAGUUGAAUCUCACUCAGGCACUUCUGGACUCUUGCAACAGAGCCAUGCUGCAGUAUCGCUGGGACAUGUUUUCCCUCUGGUGGAAAUAUGCCAGCGAUUUGGGUCAGAGCGAUAACCAGGGCAAUGACCAGAAUGAAUGGUUCAAGGCUGAAGCUGGUCGGAUCUCGAGCCGUAUAACUGGCCUCCAGACGCGAAUCAAAAGUCUUGAAGGGCAAGUUACCACUCUGUUGGGAAACAGCCUCUUGGCCACGGUCGAGUCGACAAGUGAGCCUGUUUUCUACGGCGGAAAUGAUCCUACCGUGCUUAUUGGUGGUAUCCCGUCUGGCUGGGCGCUUGACUAUCUUGAUAACCUGUGUAUUCGGGCGCCAUAUCAGACCAUCACAGGGGAUCAAGGCCUACCCAGCAAUCUCAGCACUAUCGCCGAUCUAGUCGAGGACAAGCUGUCCGCUGUUUUGACAGCAGCUGCCAAAGCGCUGAUCACAGAGUUCCAUGCCCUCCAACCUGGAGGUAGCGACUCUGGCUCACCAGCUGAAGGCAAAUUCUACCCUCAAUUCCAUGAUCAACUGACAACUGACAAGCGCUGGCGUGAUCAGUGGGGCGAUAGACAGCCAUGGUUUCCUCUCUACGCUGAGUGGGAGGUGGAAUACACCCAUAUCCCGUUUGAGUUCUGGAGCCUGGAUGAACACACCGCUCGCCAUUCGGAGAACAAGCUUGUCAGAUAUGGCAUUACAGUUCCAUCCAACAGUGAGACUCCUCCGCCGCUGUGGGAUGCUCUCUCGAGUGAUCAGAAGCAGGACAUUCGCGUUUUGUCCGGCCGAGUUCUGAUUCUGCCUCAGCCCAGCUUUGCCCUUGGUGCCAAGAUCAAGCAGCUCUUCCAGAACACACCACCCAGCAUCCUCGAUGAGUAUCUCCCAGAAGAGGAUCGCGAGAAUCUCCUUGCCAACAUCAGUGAGCUCUCUUAUCUUUCAUCGCCACUAUCAGGCUUCACCAGCGGUCUCGUCACCCAAGCAGAGGGCAGCCAUCUCAAGCCCGAAAACAAAGUCGUCGGUCCAGACGGAGAGUCCAGCUCUGUCCUCACGGCCGCAACAUUCGACCCCGCUGGCCUGACACAGGAUAAACUCCAGCUCAUCGACGGUAACUCGGCACUCACGCCGUACGCCGCACUGGUCAACUUCACCGAUAGUGAGCACUGCCCCUUCAAGCCCGUUACACAUGGCCAGUUCCGGUUCCGCAAGUUCAACGUCAUCGACAAGUUCGGCCAAUCCCUCAUGGCCAUUGAUCAGCGGCCACGAAGGAAUGGACCCCCGCCUAUUUACCCCUGCAUAAGCAACUUUUACGCUCCACAGGAGGUCACACUAGAUGAGCAGAAGUAUGCCAACACGGUGAUUAAGGAUAACCCGGAGCAGUCUGAGUUUCUGCAGCUGCCCCCGCAGAUGAAUCAACCAGCUCGUAUCAAUGCCAAGUUUGUCAGACGUAUUUCUGAUGACCCAGGUGGCACUCCGGGGCCUGCAACGUGGCGCCCUGUCACAGAAUGGGAGACACCGAUAUGGGGAUGGGUCAUCACCAACUAUGCCGACUACGGUAUUCAGAUCUUCCUCCCCGACGGGACAUUCUACCGUGAGGUUCGUGUUGGCGGGCCAUUGGGUACUCUGCAGUCACCGAAAUGGCUCCCCUUCAGCCCUGAAACAGAUGCACAGCCCACGCCUGAUACACGCGAGCUUGAUAUCCUCAUCUCCAAGCUGGCUGACCCGAAGUACCUCCUUGGGUUCUGGGGCAUGAUUACGACGGCACAGCAGAAGCUUCCUCCCGCUCCUGAUUCCUACGCGCAGUUCCUCAACUCUAUCGUCGGAAAGCCACUUGCUCUCGUCAAUACUGGCUGGUCCGUAGAGCUGAGCGGACCGCCUCUUGAUAUCCAGAGCACCCAAGUCAAGGUUGUUGAUCCCGAGCGCACACUACUGAAGCCAUCGAAUCCUGAUGACAAGACUCCGUAUUACGAGCUUCAGCUGCGCCUCGGUAAUGAAGAGGCUGGCUACGAUGGGCUAGUAGGCUACUUUGACACCACGGACCCUGGGUCUGAGAAGUUGAACUACGACAAGAUCAAGACCUUUUUCGUUCCAAAUGGUAACUCCACAGAGCCAUUGAUCCGUCUUGAUACAGAGCAGUAUCCAAUCUUCAGCCCCUUCUGGCAGCCCCCAUUCUCUGGCUCCUCCCCCACCAUUGAGCCCCAAGCUUACGAGAACCAACGCAACUCCCAGAUGUCAGUCUUCGGCGCCAUACUAGAUCCCUUCACACCCAUCCACGCAUACUCAUCCUUCCUCCCAGCAGCAGAGCUCCUCCUCCCACCAUGGACGUGGCAAAAGGCCAUGGACACCAUGACAGCCUUUUUUCACGCAGGGCCGUUGACUAUGCCCGUCAGCGACGUUCCGGGAUAUGUUGAAGCAGACAAACUGACCACCAAGAACUCUCGGGACAUGCCGAAGCGCAAUUUGCUGCUGCCUUCUCUUGGUGGUGGAGACUGGAGUUGGUUCCAGCCGUAUGCUGAGGAACAGGCUGCAGCGGGAGAUGAAGAUCCGGGGGCUGUUUAUAAUGCGUUUGGUAUUGAGAAGAAGGGUGAUUUGAUAAAGCCUGGGUUUCAGGAUGGACCAUAUGCUGUUGUUGAGGGGUUCUUGCAGUUGAGAAACCCGAUUGUGGCUCCGAGCAAUCCCCAGAAUGCAUGA
Messenger RNA from Fusarium proliferatum ET1, 4173 nucleotides. RefSeq lists its product as uncharacterized. The record is from RefSeq and is a predicted model, not a curated record. The coding region runs from base 1 to 4173 and encodes 1390 amino acids. NCBI's taxonomy places the organism in Eukaryota, Fungi, Ascomycota, Sordariomycetes, Hypocreales, Nectriaceae. The transcript has a single exon.